CUGUAAGCAGCAUCAUCUUCUAAACUUCUUUGAGGUGUUUCUGGACUAAUUAACUCCUGUUAAUGGAGUUGUUUUUCUGAACGGAAACUAUUACUGGACACGGUUCACAUGUCAUUCAGACCACAAACAGCAGCAGCUGAAUAACUCACCACAAUUUGACAUCCACUACCUACGUAAACAAGUUAAGCCAAUCAACUGAAGUUGUAACAUCAUUGGUGGUUUAGCGUCGAUUGCCUAGGCAACGUGACAAUUAGGCGCUGCAGAAGCGGGGAAGACCCCGGGAAAAGUUACGUCAAACGGAACUCCCCCACCCAGAACUCCGGGGCUACGGAUGGACCUGCCUCCAGAAGCACACACAGACGGGCCUGGCAACACAACCACGUGAAGGACAUGGUGUCGUUUGUGACCUGUGGCAGCUGCUCCGAGUCCGGCGCAGGCGGAGACGCGCGCAAACGGAGGAGGAUGGACGGCGACCGCCUCCCAGCAGAGACGUUCGCGUCAGCCGAGCUCCAGCGAACGUCCCGGCAGAGGAAACAGAAGCUGAAGUCCAAACUGAGCGACUCCGGCUUCGAGGAUGACCUGGACUCGUCCCCGGCGUGGACAGACCGGACCCCGCUCCGCUCCGAGACGCAGUCCCCCGUGGAACGCGUGUCCAGCUGGUACCUGCAGUACGGAGACGUCGGCUACAGCAUCCAGAGGGAGAAAGAGGCUCGCUUUCAUCCCUGCAGCAGCUUGGCACGUCAGCCGCAACUGACCGCCGAGGCGAGGUGCAGGCUCGUCAGCUGGCUCGUGCCCGUGCACAAACACCUGCGCCUGUCCUUCGAGUGCUGCUGCCUGGCGGUGAACAUCGUGGACCGGUUCCUGGCCUCCACGGCGGUGGCCGCCGACUGCUUCCAGCUGCUGGGCGUCACGGCGCUGCUGCUGGCCAGCAAACAGGUGGAGGUGUGCUCGCCGCGGAUCAGCCGCCUCCUGGCGCUGUGCUGCGACGCCUUCACCAGGGAGCAGCUCUGCAACCUGGAGUGCCUCGUCCUGCUCCGCCUCGGCUUCUGCCUCGCCGCGCCCACGCUGGCCUUCUUCCUCGACUAUUACGCCAACUGCAUUGAGACGGCGCUGCUCGUGACUGAAAACGCAGACAACGAGCGGAUCCCCAUAAUGAACUCACGCUCACAAUCACAAUUCCAGGGGCAGUGCGUAAAACUUGCCCAGAGGGUGUGCGAGUUGAGCCUCGCAGACUACGCUUUCAACAAAUACCCUCCGUCCCUGACGGCGAGCUGUGCUCUGACCGUAGCCCGUGAGCUGCUGAGAGCUGAGCAGGGGCCCGUCGAUCACGCACGAGCCCUGUGGGCCCGUUCUGUGGCCCAACCAGCCGAGAGCCCCGAGGCCUUUAGGCGCCUUCACCUUCAAACCCUGAAGGGUCACGUCCCUCCUGUGGACCAGGAACGCUGUGACGCUCUCGCCCAGGAAUGCAAAGACAACCUGAAGUUGUUGGUGUCAUUAAACCAGGAGUCGCUGGAAGUGACGGCCACCGUGUAGCUGCAAUGUGCCACUUUUAAACCCAAACCUCACAUCCAUUUCUAUUGGGGGUUAUUGAUAGAAGUGAGGAUCAUGUAUGUGCUAGUCUGGCGUUCAUCCAGUCCUGCUCAGAAAAAAACAUUUACUGUAUGAUGUAGCUCAUGGAGAUACUUGACAUAAUUCAAUGUUUUACAAUGUAGAAUUGUUGUUUUAUAUUUAUUGCUAAGUUGUAAUUUGUCAGCGAUGAAAAUUAUAUUAAUAUAUUACAUUUAUUUCAUUGUAUUAUCUUGAAAUCCUCUUUUACUGUGAAAGUUGUGACACUGCUGCAAUAUCUUUGAUGAAGGUUCUGACAAAAUGUGCUGUGAUGUAACAAUUGUUGUAUGAAAUAAAUGCUAAGUUAAUGAACUUGUGUUGUUUCCUGUGAAGGGUGACCUAAAC
Messenger RNA from Betta splendens (Siamese fighting fish), 1950 nucleotides. RefSeq names its product cyclin-O. Gene Ontology annotation, biological process: regulation of cyclin-dependent protein serine/threonine kinase activity; mitotic cell cycle phase transition. NCBI's taxonomy places the organism in Eukaryota, Metazoa, Chordata, Actinopteri, Anabantiformes, Osphronemidae. Gene Ontology annotation, molecular function: cyclin-dependent protein serine/threonine kinase regulator activity. The record is from RefSeq and is a predicted model, not a curated record. Gene Ontology annotation, cellular component: cyclin-dependent protein kinase holoenzyme complex; centrosome; cytoplasm. Bases 391 to 1533 code for a protein of 380 amino acids. The transcript has 4 exons.